Messenger RNA from Prunus armeniaca (apricot), 183 nucleotides. NCBI's taxonomy places the organism in Eukaryota, Viridiplantae, Streptophyta, Magnoliopsida, Rosales, Rosaceae. The record is from the annotation of a GenBank genome assembly.
AUGACGAGAAGUGGGCAGUGGAGCAUAAUAUUUCUGAUAAACAACGGAGGAUACACAAUUGAAGUUGAGAUCCAUGAUGGGCCCUACAAUGUGAUCAAGAAUUGGAACUACACUGGACUGAUUGACACCAUCCAUAAUGGGGAAGUCAAAUGCUGGACAACCAAGGUUCGUUGUGAAGAUUAG